Nematolebias whitei (Rio pearlfish) is the source of this 1366-nucleotide messenger RNA. RefSeq names its product insulin-like growth factor-binding protein 4. Bases 431 to 1210 code for a protein of 259 amino acids. The transcript is spliced from 4 exons. Gene Ontology annotation, cellular component: extracellular region. Lineage: Eukaryota; Metazoa; Chordata; Actinopteri; Cyprinodontiformes; Rivulidae. Gene Ontology annotation, biological process: regulation of insulin-like growth factor receptor signaling pathway. Gene Ontology annotation, molecular function: insulin-like growth factor II binding; insulin-like growth factor I binding. The record is from RefSeq and is a predicted model, not a curated record.
GACAGUCCUCUGCGCUGCACACCAGCGAGAGAAGGAACCUGCAGCUUUAGCUCAAACCUCUGCCUUUCUCAGGAUCUGCUUCGGACACUUGUUGACCCUGGUGAUUCCCAGCAGAAAGGCAGGCAAAGCCCACCUGAACAUAAUGCUGCUUAUCCUUCCUGUUCCUUCCAACUAGUUUCCAUUACAACAACGUUUGCCGGCUGAGGAGAUCAAGGGGCUCAAGUUUCUGUGCAGUGAAACUGACCCAGAGGAACAAAGAAGCGAUACAGCCGAGGCAGCUGGAAACAUCAAAGAGCCUCCUGGACAAAGCUCUCCUCUCAAACCUCCUUUGUCUAAAAUCUGCUGUACAAGAAGAAAGUGGUCAAAAAGCUCUCAGAGAGGAGGAGGAAAGCUCACUGACAAGGGUAAAAGAUCAGGUGCUGGGGCGGUCAUGGUGCGAGGACGUGGUGUGGCUCCGUCCUACUGGGGCCUGUGGGUGUUCAGUGCCUUGUUCCUGGCAGCGUUGUGCUUGUCUGACCAGGCCAUCCGCUGCCCGGUGUGCUCCGAGGAGAGGCUGGCCAGCUGCCGUCUGCCCGAGGGCUGCGAGGAGACGGUCCGCGAGCCGGGCUGCGGCUGCUGCCCUACAUGCGCCCUGCCGAAAGGGGCCCACUGCGGCGUGUACUCGCCCCGGUGUGCAACGGGCCUUCGGUGCUACCCGCCUCGCGGCGUGGAGCGGCCGCUGCACACCUUGAUGCAUGGCCAGGGCGUCUGCACGGAUGAGAGGGAGGUGGAGGACAACUCAGCGAUGGACAGACAGGAGGAGAUCAGCCCCGAACACCCUAACAACAGCAACAUCCGCUGCAGCCCGCAGGACAAGCGCUGCAUUCAGAGGACCCUGGCCCGACACCCGCUGAAGUCCAUAAAUCUGAGGAUCAACGGCGCCAGAGACGAGACCAAGCUGGUCCUGGCGCCGUGUCGCGCUGAGCUCCAAAGAGCACUGGAUAGGUUGGGAUCGAACAGCCGUACCCACGACGACCUCUUCACCAUCCCCAUCCCCAACUGUGACAAGAAUGGAGACUUCCACCCGAAACAGUGUCAUCCUGCUCGCGACGGCCACCGGGGAAAGUGCUGGUGCGUGGACCCGAAGACGGGCCUGAGGCUGCCAGGUCCGCUGGAGCUGCGAGGGGACCUGGACUGCCACCAGUUAAUGACCGCCACCCUGAGGGACUAAGCAGCGCCAGGGGAAGGUUGUGGGGCGGUUUGGGUCGCGGGACCGGCUGGAUUUUACUGGUGCUCGUUUGUGGAACUACGUGACUGAAGGACUUCAACCCUCCAGACCGCCGCUGUCGGUUCUGGAGCUCGUGAAACAAAACAAAGAAAAUCUGAU